AUGGCCGCAAGAACCGCGAAGCUGGAGAGGAAGACGAACGAGACACAGAUCGAGGUCUUCAUCAACCUCGACUGUCAGCCAGGCUCCGGCAAUGCGCAAGAGAUCCAAAUCUCGACCGGGAUUGGGUUCCUGGACCAUAUGUACCAUGCCCUUGCGAAGCAUUCUGGCAUGUCCCUGACGAUGUCAUGCAAGGGCGACCUCUGGAUAGACGAUCACCACACUGCAGAUAUGUACGCGAUCGCUCUGGGCACCGCAUUCAAGCAGGCCUUGGGUGAAGUGCGCGGCAUCCGCAGAUAUGGCACAGGGUUCGCCCCGCUCGACGAAGCACUCUCACGCGCGGUCAUCGACAUCUGCUCGAGACCGUACUGCUUCACUGACCUUGGCCUAAAGCGGGAGAAAAUUGGCGACCUUUCCACCGAGAUGUUCCCACACAUCUUCUACUCGUUUUCAAUAGCAGCCGGCGUCACCCUUCACGUUGAUGUCCUGCGCGGGGACAACGAUCACCACCGGGCCGAGUCCGCCUUCAAGGCGUUGGCACUGGCUAUCCGCCAAGCAAUCGAGAGGACCGGCGGCAGCGAUGUCCCCAGCACGAAAGGCGUCCUCUAA
Messenger RNA from Rhodofomes roseus, 606 nucleotides. RefSeq names its product IGPD-domain-containing protein. NCBI's taxonomy places the organism in Eukaryota, Fungi, Basidiomycota, Agaricomycetes, Polyporales, Fomitopsidaceae. The record is from RefSeq and is a predicted model, not a curated record. The transcript is spliced from 5 exons. Gene Ontology annotation, biological process: L-histidine biosynthetic process. The coding region runs from base 1 to 606 and encodes 201 amino acids. Gene Ontology annotation, molecular function: imidazoleglycerol-phosphate dehydratase activity.